GGUCCGCCGGUCGCAGCCGCGCACGCCCUGGCGCCCCGAGGUUUCCCCUGCGGGAGGGUCCGUGUGCAGCCCGCAGCGCAUUAGAUCGAGAGGUGGUGUGCCGACAGAAAGGAUCCGAAAUACAGGAAGGUACGUCGCUUUAAAAAGUUUUUGAAAAUGCAGUGAUGGUUGCUUCUUUAGGAAAGCACAUGGGCGCAAUUCUCCGUACGCACUUAAAAAUACAAGCGAUUGCGCCCUGAUUGCCAAGGAGCUCUUCAGCGCGGUGGCGGGAAUAUUCUCUACCUUGUCUGGGGGUGAUGAUGACAGAGGAACUAAGAUGUCAAAAUUGGUAGAAACUACACUGAAGAUCUGCGUAUUGUAUCGAGUGUACCCGGCACGUCAGUUGAAAAAAAAUCGCACAUACAUCUGCUCGCAUAGAAAAAGCUAAUAAGUAAGCCUGUUGCGCCCGGAAAAAGCCGCUACAGCGCAGCUGUAGAUACGCAUUUUGGCAACUGAGCGCGACUCCGUGGGGUUGUUUAUUUUUGCAAGAUGGGCCCGGCCGGGAAAGGGGAGCGAGAGGGCUGCUGACAUCACUCGGGGCGGGGCGCAGAGCGGAGAAAAGUCGGAGGGACCCGAGCCGCCCCGGCACAGCCUCAGCAUGAGCAGCCACAACGCGUCUGAGCUCCCCAUCCUCUGCAGUUCCGGCCAGCUGCUUCUGCAGCCGCUCUGGGACCGAGUGCGGGCCCGGGAGGCGCUCACGCAGUCGCCCUUGUUCGCGGUCCUCUUUUCCAUCACCACGUACGUGGGCUUCUGCCUGCCCUUCGUGGUGCUGGACGUCCUGUGCCCCUGGGUGCCCGCGCUGCGGCGCUACAAGAUCCACCCAGACUUCUCGCCGACGGCGCGGCAGCUGCUGCCCUGCUUGGGGCAGACCCUCUACCAGCACGUGGUGUUUGUGCUCCCCUUGACGCUGCUGCACUGGGCCCGCGGCCCGGCGCCCUGGCCCCGCGAAGCCCCCGAGCUGCUGCAGCUGGCGCGCCACGUCGUGGGCUGCCUGCUGCUCUUCGAUGCCGAGUUCUUCGCGUGGCACGUGCUGCACCACAAGGUGCCAUGGCUCUACCGCACCUUCCACAAGAUGCACCACCAGAACGCAGCCUCCUUCGCGCUGGCCACGCAGUACAUGAGCGCCUGGGAGCUCUUCUCCUUGGGCUUCUUCGACAUGGUGAACGUCACGCUGCUCCAGUGCCACCCUCUUACCGUCCUGGUGUUCCACGUGCUCAACAUCUGGCUGUCGGUGGAGGACCACUCCGGCUACGACUUCCCCUGGUCCACGCACAGACUCGUGCCUUUCGGAUGGUACGGCGGCGUGAGGCACCACGACCUGCACCACUCGCAGUUCAACUGCAACUUUGCCCCUUACUUCACGCACUGGGACAAACUCUUGGGGACUCUGCGGUCAGCUCAUGCCAAGUGACUCACAGCCUCCCUCCCAGGCUGCGGUGGGUUGGCGCAGGGGGUGCCUCCCCCCACUCCGACCCAGGACUGCCGCAGGGCACUUCACACUUGAAUCAGAAGAAACACACCUGAGCUGUUGUGUCUUGUUUGGGUUUUGUAAGUAAUUUAUUACCUGCUGGAGACUUAAAAUCUGAUGUAUUUUUAGUCUGAUUAAGUAAUUUAUAUGGUUUCUGUAUAUUGGCAAUUGUAUUCUUGGAGUCAAAGUCUAUCUCACUUCAAUAGCCUUGGUUCCCAGAUAUAUUAGACGCUCAUCACUGGCAUAUUUAAAUCAUCUCAAAAAGGACUUGAUUGUAGGACACGGAAGGUCCUGUGUUUCAAAGUGUCAUAGAAAUGGGCUAAAAUAAUGUCUUCUUAUGGAGUGUAGGAUCUCUGACUCUAUUAGCAACAAACAUGUUCCUGCUGGACAGUGAUCACAAUUGUUGUGCUUUUUUCUAUUUUUUCAUGUAACAAUAUAUUUAUAUUGAAAGAAA
Messenger RNA from Neogale vison (American mink), 1961 nucleotides. It is a transcript of the gene CH25H, whose product is annotated as cholesterol 25-hydroxylase. Lineage: Eukaryota; Metazoa; Chordata; Mammalia; Carnivora; Mustelidae. The transcript has a single exon. The record is from RefSeq and is a predicted model, not a curated record. Gene Ontology annotation, biological process: sterol biosynthetic process; cholesterol metabolic process. Bases 638 to 1450 code for a protein of 270 amino acids. Gene Ontology annotation, molecular function: steroid hydroxylase activity; C-4 methylsterol oxidase activity; iron ion binding.